Messenger RNA from Penicillium atrosanguineum, 1800 nucleotides. Its product is annotated as OSTA/TMEM184 family protein. The record is from RefSeq and is a predicted model, not a curated record. The transcript has 6 exons. Lineage: Eukaryota; Fungi; Ascomycota; Eurotiomycetes; Eurotiales; Aspergillaceae. Gene Ontology annotation, biological process: transport. Gene Ontology annotation, molecular function: transporter activity. Bases 1 to 1800 code for a protein of 599 amino acids.
AUGACGGGUCUUCCUGGCGGAGGCACUGGCUCAAGCCUGGCUCGCGCGAUCAUUAUCACCUCUGGCGUCUCAGCACUCGUGUCUUCACUACUAUCUCUAGUUAAAAACUACCGGAAACCAUUGCUCCAGCGAUAUGUCGUCCGUAUUCUGUUAAUGGUACCAAUAUAUGCAGCAUCGUCAUGGACCAGCAUCGUGUCGCUGAAGGCGGCUCAGUUUCUGGACCCGAUCCGCGACAUUUACGAGGCGUUUACCAUUUAUACGUUCUUCCAGCUGCUGAUCAACUUUCUGGGAGGAGAGCGAGCAGUCAUCAUCAUGGCCCAUGGUCGACCUCCAGUGUCUCAUGCCUGGCCGCUCAACCACUUCUUCCCCAAGAUCGAUAUCUCCGACCCGCAUACAUUCCUGGCUGUCAAGCGUGGCAUUCUGCAGUAUGCCUGGUUGAAACCCAUUCUAGCGCUCGCCUCCGUUGUGAUGAAGGCUACCAACACAUAUCAAGAAGGGUAUCUGGGCCUCAGCUCAGGCUAUCUCUGGACGGGUAUCUUGUACAACAUCAGUGUCACGCUGAGUCUGUACUCUCUUGCCAUGUUCUGGAUCUGCCUGCACGAUGAUCUCUUGCCCUUCCGCCCAGUUCCUAAAUUCUUGUGCGUCAAACUAAUCAUCUUCGCAUCUUACUGGCAAGGAUUCUUCCUGUCCAUUCUGCAAUGGUUGGGAGCAAUGGGUAACGGUGUCGCCGGGUAUACGCCAGACAACCUCGCUGCAGCGAUUCAAGACGCACUCAUCUGUUAUGAGAUGCCCAUUUUCGCCGCCGCCCACUGGUAUGCAUUCUCGUGGCACGACUUUGCUGACCCAACCAUCUCGGCGGCUCGUUUGCCUGUGAAAUACGCGCUCCGGGACGCCUUCGGGCCUCUGGAUCUGAUGGAAGACACGAGGAUCACGCUACGGGGUGAAAAUUAUGAGUAUCGCAUCUUCGAUUCGGGGGAUAACAUCAUUGCGCACGAGGACUCUGAAUCACGAGUCAAGCGGGUGAUGGACGGCAUGCGAUAUGAGCGGGGAGGUAAAGCGAAAUACUGGAUCCCCAGGCCUGGAGAGAACAGUAAAUCUGGCGAGACGAACAGCCGAACCCCGCUCCUCUCAGGAGGUGACUCGAGCAAUCGCAGCCGAAGCGAACAAAGUGGCAGUUCAACUGAGAGAUUCCGGACAUACAGUGAGAUUGAAAUCUCACUAGAUGAUGAAGACGAAGGACUGUUCACCAAAGCGCGAGCGCUGGAGUUUGGCGAUUGGAAUUACCCAGUGAUCACAGCCAAUGAAGUCCCCAGGGACCAGCGUCUGGCCACUAACCGGAGCAGGAGCUACCAAGGGUCCAACCAUACUGGCGAUGUGAAAAAAGCUCGCGCGCACCGAAAGAGUCGGGCAUCGGGCAGCGAAAGCCGUCGGGAUCACAACACGAGCUCCAAGUCUAGAACUUCAAGCUCGGGGGCGCCGCGUCCCUUGCAGCGCAACGCCAGCUCCACUAGCUCACACCACUCCCACAGCUCCCGUCGCGACCCUGAUCAACUGGUUGAUCUCGUGGUGGAGGAUGUGGAGGCUGAAGAAGAAGACCGAGCUCAAACACAACGGGAGACUGGCUCCGCAUGGACGGCAAGCGAACCCCGGCAUUUCUCGAGACCAUCUGGACAGCCAAUCGAUGAAGAGUCGGGGUCCGAGCCUCCCAGGGAAACUCCAGCUGAGAUGCAAGAUGAACAACGGUCUCCUAAGCCGUGGGCCUAUAGUGCCUUGGGGGAUGACAAUGUUUGGGGGAAAUAG